Messenger RNA from Racocetra persica, 690 nucleotides. The record is from the annotation of a GenBank genome assembly. NCBI's taxonomy places the organism in Eukaryota, Fungi, Glomeromycota, Glomeromycetes, Diversisporales, Gigasporaceae.
AUGAGCGGAAAUAAGGAUAAACAAGUUUCAAGCGACGAUGCUAAUAAUGCACACGAAGAACUUGCGUCUCCAGUUAGUAGUGAUUGUGAAAUUGUGCAAAAAGGCCAAGCGAAUUUUGAAGCAAAUUUUGCUCGUAUGUCCGUCGAGGUGGGUGCUAAACCCCUGUUGGGCGGUUUUGGUCUGUCUUUUGAACCAGAGAAUGGUUUUUCGGGUAGUGCAUGUAAUGUAAGGCCGGAUGAGAAAAGGUUAAGCUCUGGCAUACUUGGUGGUGAUCAGGCAGUGCAAGCUCCUUGGUCAACUAAUAAGGCUACAACGUUUUGUGAUUUGGACAAAAGUAUUUGGAAAAAAUAUGAUAUUUUAAAGGCAAGAAACCAAUGGGAGUAUAGUGAAUGGUGCAAGGCAAGAUUGUUGUUGGAUAAGGCAUUGUUGUCAGGGGAUAUAGAGUAUGUAUAUUUGGCAAGACAAGUAGUGCUUGAAAGGGUAUAUGUGGUUAGAGUGGCAAAUAAGGAUGGUUGGUCUGUUGUAUUUAAGAUAGCAUCUAGUGACAAUGAUCCAAUGUCAGAUUUAUUUGGUGAAAGACAGGAGAAGGCAAGAUUGGCUGCACAACACUUUUUGAGAUAUAAAAGACCAAAAGUGGCUCAGGAGUAUAGUUUUAGGAGAAGUGAACUGCAUGAUAAGGUGCAGAUGUAG